Messenger RNA from Biomphalaria glabrata, 1110 nucleotides. RefSeq lists its product as uncharacterized. Lineage: Eukaryota; Metazoa; Mollusca; Gastropoda; Planorbidae. Gene Ontology annotation, molecular function: chitin binding. The record is from RefSeq and is a predicted model, not a curated record. The transcript is spliced from 5 exons. The coding region runs from base 52 to 948 and encodes 298 amino acids. Gene Ontology annotation, cellular component: extracellular region.
UGACAGUUGUUAUUGAAGAAACAGACACUUUGAACACAGCCAAUCAUCACGAUGCCUUUUUGUGCCAACUUUUGUGUUUCCUUCUUCCUGAUUGGAUACGUCUGCUCGGUCCCCGUGGAUGUCCCCAACAAGUGUCCGCAACCAAGCGCUGCCAUUCCAGCACCAAGGGCCUUCUACUACGUCCAUCCUGACGACUGUACAUCUUUUUUCUCGUGUUCUUUUGGAGUCCCUCACCAGACGUACUGUGCCCCAGGCACAAGAUUUAGCAAUGUCUUCAACGCUUGUGCAACUGAGUUCUCUCACUACGACACCUGCAGCCGAGAGAACGCUGUACGGGAAUGUUCUAGAGGAGCAACACUCAUUGGUCACCCAACAAUUUGUCAAAGAUACUACAACUGCUCUGACCAUUCGAUUCGAGAUCCUAGAGGCUUCUUGAAGGAGUUUGAAAGUGAAUGCCCUUACCCCCAACUCUUUGACAUUGUAGAGAGGCGAUGCAAAUCUUUCAAAGAAGCUUACUGCGGCCCUUACAGAAAUCCAGACGUUGAACCUUGUGCCUACGUCAAUAACUUGUGUGGAACUAGCCAUUGCCAGCCUUGUAAUGACCGACUUCCGUCAUGUGCAGGACUUUCUGAUGGCUUUCAUGAGCAUCCUCUGCGCCUGUGGACCCCCUAUUAUAUAGAGUGCGAUACACAAAGAACGAUAAACGCCAGAUUAAUGUGCCCUAGUGCUCCUGUAGGUGGCGCUGGUAUCUACUCUCCCGUCAAGAAAACCUGCGUGUCCCUGUGGGAAGUCCCGAGAGACAAAGGCGGACUUGAGCCGAGCUGUGAUGGAAAGGCUGCUGGGAAGUACCGAACAGACGAGAACCCUGCUGUCUAUUACACUUGUCCCGGGGCCGUCGUUGCCUACUGCCCUGUGGGAACUGUCUUCAGAAAUGGGAGCUGUAGCUAAGCAAUUGACAACUAACUUAAUAAUAACAAGUAAUUUAUAAGAAUCAUCUGAAGAAAAUCCUUUUUUUUUCAUUUCAAAAUUUUUUUUAUCCAAAAUAAUGUUGCAUUCAAAUGUAUGAAUUAAUCCGACUGUCUGUAUAUAUAUAUAUAUAUAUAUAUAUAU